Molecule: messenger RNA, 1859 nt
Organism: Biomphalaria glabrata
Lineage: Eukaryota; Metazoa; Mollusca; Gastropoda; Planorbidae
Product: transcription elongation factor 1 homolog
Exons: 4
Coding region: 159-410 (83 amino acids)
Biological process (GO): transcription elongation by RNA polymerase II
Cellular component (GO): transcription elongation factor complex
Molecular function (GO): RNA polymerase II complex binding
Source: RefSeq, a predicted model, not a curated record
AGUGAAAAAUAAAAUACAAAUAUGACAGUGCACGUGGCAAGCAAUAGACAGCAACGGGGGUAUAGAUUACUAUAGAUUUAUAGACCUACAGAGACAUUUAGUCUAGUCUUAUAACAAUACAAACAUACGGUGAUUUAUAUAUCUAUAUCUUGAAAAACAUGGGUCGACGCAAGAAGGCAAAUAAACCUCCACCUAAACGAAAAGCAAUUGUACCACUAGAUACAUUAUUUAACUGCCCAUUUUGUAACCAUGAAAAAUCAUGUGAAGUCAAAUUGGACAGAGAGCGUAACACAGGAAUAAUUACUUGCAAUGUGUGUCUUGAGGAUUUUCAAACAAAUAUCAACUACUUGUCAGAAGCUGUAGAUGUCUACAGUGAUUGGAUUGAUGCUUGUGAGUCUGCCAAUCAGUAGCAAUGGUUUUUGUGGCCCAGCCAAGAUGGGUCACAAGCUUUCAUUAUCUACAGACUCAACAAAAGUCACGGAAUGAUUGUUUUUUACAGUUUUGGGGUUACAUAGAUUUGGCUUAUUACAUUUUUUUUGUUUAGUUUAACUGAACUUACAGUGGAUUCAUUGGCCCAAUGAUGCUUUAAUCUUUGAAAGCAAAACAAAAAUCGUCUCUCUGAAUGUUGACCAGUCUUUUGUAAAAAAAAAUAAAAAAUAUAUAAGCCAGAUAUGCGAUGCUUGGAUGGUCCAAUGGUUUUAUAGAUGUGCUGUAUAUGCUGAUAUGAUGUUCGGACAUAAAUGUUGUGCUUGGUCGUACAAGGCAGGCCCAAGGUUAAAUUUACACACUGGAUAAAACUAUUAUGUUCUAACCUAUGUUCAUUGGUUUAAUUGCUUUUAAUCAGAAAGACUUUGUGUGAUGUUUAAAUGGAAGUGAGCUUGAUACAUGAUUUAUAUUUAAAGUCUUACAGUUAUAGGUAUGUUUUACCAGAUGACAACUUAUUUCUGGGAGGUUUACAUUUUGUGUAUAGUAUUUUAUUUUCUACUUUGAAUGUGUAUUGGACUGAUGAAGUGUGUCUGUGUAUAGAAGAUUCUAAAGCACUUAUCCCUAGGUGAUUUCUUUGAAUGCUUUGUGAUAGUAUGCUCAUACAUUAGAUUCAUCUUGCUAACUGUAACAAAAAAAUAAUAAUAAAUAUAAGAGAAAAUAAAUAACAUGUUUUGUAUUUCCUUUUUCUGACUAGAUCUGUAAAAAAAAAUUAUUUUAAUGCCCUCUUUAGAUUCUAAGAAAUAAAUACUUUUGAGUUGUAGAAAUGAUGUUUUCUGCAGACCUUUCGGCACUGAAACAAACAAGGGCCAGUGUUAAAAAGAAAACAAUUUUAACUGCUUCCACAGGACACAUGACAAAAUCUAACCAGCAAUCCUUGUUUUGCGCUGUUCACUUAAUUCUGAAACGUCAUGUGAGUUCAUAGCAAGUCUCCUGUUUUCAAGUGGUGUCUUUUUUUUUUCAGGAAGCUACCAGCCUACAGUGCACAAAAAAUGAUUUAAGCUAAGCCUAAUCUUAUAUUUUUGUUUUUCUAGUAAAAAAACAAACUUGAGUGAAUAUGUUUAGACAUUGGCCCACAUUGAACCUAUUGUCUAUACAGCAAUAAUUUUUAUUUAUUAUAUAAUUUAUCUUGUAGAUCAUUGCAGCUUUUCAUCAAAAGGUUUGUGUGUGUUUUGAUUUGAUUAUCAAGAGUUGUCACAUUUUUUAUGACUACUUAUAAACUUGACCUUGAAACCUUUUUUAAAAAAAUAGUUAGUGAGCAUAGAGGCAAGACAGAGUGCUGUGUGAGUUGUCAUGGGUGAGGUGAUUGCCUCCUGCAUGAAUGUGACAUGUUUCAGUUGAAAACUCAAGAAAUUAAAACACAAGUCUAUUGAGAA